Messenger RNA from Arctia plantaginis, 2742 nucleotides. Lineage: Eukaryota; Metazoa; Arthropoda; Insecta; Lepidoptera; Erebidae. The record is from the annotation of a GenBank genome assembly.
AUGACGGCCAAAACGGCUUUAAUAAAUAUAGCCGAAAUGAUAGAUCUUUCCAUCGGCACGCCAGAGAAUGGUACAGUGGAUUUCGUAAUGCUUCACACAGUACUGCAUUGCCUCGCCCAGCAGCUGCGAUGCACGGAUAAGAUCGUCGAAGUUAGGGGUCCACUGGCAGUAUUUCCCGUUGGCAGGCAGGUAGAAGACGCUGCGACUACAGUAGUCGACGAAUUCCUGAUAGAGACGGAUGGACAAGCUGCUGGUCCAGGUGAACAGGACAAGACCAUACUAGUAGUUGAACGUCUCCUCAAAAAUCAAAGAGUACCUCUCACAGCACCAAAAGCAACCCCAUCAUCAAUUGGAAUCGACGCAUCUGGAGGAAUCACUAUAAGACCAAUUGAAGGAGGAGCUAAAGAAACAAUCACAAAACCAAGUAGAAAAAUCACUGUAGCAGAUGGUGGAGGAAUAGUUGAAGAUGGUAGCAAACAGAUAUCCGAUGUAGGAGCUGGUGGAACAGAAGGAGAGGGCGCCAAACAAGCCGAUGGAGGAGCUUCACCAGCUCCCGGUGCAAGUGGCCCAACCGCAGAAGGAUCUGGUGCUGUAGGUGGCGAAACCACUGCAGUAGCCGGUGAAGUACCAGGAGGAGAACCAGCAUCUGGUACACCUAGUAAAUCUGCAGGAAUAAACAUCGUGCCAACGGGCUCAGCGCAGCGAUUGGGUGUCCCAUCCGGUGAAAGACUCUCCCUCGUCUCUCUAAACAGGUUCAAUCAACUACAAAAAAGUGUGGAUGACUUGAAGAGUCGUGUUUAUGGUACUCCUCUAAACAACGAGGAACUGUUGGAAGGCGUGAGGUCGCAAACAAAUUUAAAAGGUAUUACCGAUAUGUGGACUUCUCUGAACGUGUCAUCUCGUUUGGAAGCAGCUGAAGCAGGAAUUGCAAAACUAAGCUCAUUGAUGCAAGACCUCAUUGGAAAAGACGUCCUUUUACCAAAGGCAGAGGACAUGAGAGUUAAGGGAACUUCAUCGCAACCAAUAACUUUACCAGCCGAAGGCACUAGCACGGUACCAAUAAGUAGUGGAAUGCCACCAGAAUGCGCAACUAAAGAAGAACUCGCGCAAUUAAUACUUUACCUUAAAUCACUGCAGGAUGAGCUCAAUCAUCUGUCUGGCGCCUUUUAUAACACUAUGAAAGACAUGGGUCAGGAACUUGAACCGCCGCCUAAGCAAGAGAUGGUGUUGCCGACCGUGGUAGUACAUCCAACACAGACCACCAGCAUACAAUCAGAUGAACCUGUAGGUGGUACACAUGUGACGACACCGAUCGCAACAGAAGCAACAUCGCCGGAGGUAACACAAGCAACUACUCCGAGUGCAACACAAACUACAACACCGAUUGAAACGCCGCCUAGAACGCCGGCGCCGGCCGCUAGACAAGUUACAGUAUCGGCCGGUAAAAAACGCGCCGAAUCACCAUCUGCAGGUGCUGAUGCGAACUCGAAGAUUGCAUCCCUUAGUGGAAAACUGAAGGACCUCGAACGAAAAGUGAAUGAAAUUACAAAUAUAGUUUUCCCGCCCAGUGGAAACAUACUAAAUCAAUUGAAUGCGCUGCAAGAUCAGGUAGAGCAAAACGCUCGACUACAGUAUAACGCCUCUGACACCUGUACAGGCGCUGCCGCUCCGGGUCCAUCUCCAGAACUGUUGAAGGAUCUAAAAGGUUUGAUGUCAUUAUAUAAAACCGUACACACUAUGCAAAAUCAAUUAAAAGAAGUGCAUGACACGGCGCUACAAUUAGUGACGGAGAAGGAAGAGAGGCAACACAACAUCAAUUCAUUGUUAGAACAAAUAGAACUACUAAAAGCUAUUAAGCUGGACCGUGAGGACAUGACAGCGGCUCUGGCUGAUAAGGCAGAUUUACGCGUAGUCGCGCGCAAGGUUUCUCAUGAUCAGUUCGAAAUGGCUUGUGACGACCUCGCUAAGGGACUGGAACACGCUCUUGGAAAACUUAAUGUUCAGGAAUCACUAUGGCAGCAAGCAUUAGAUGAUAUUCAAAGAGAGAUCGAGAUGAAGUUAGACAGAGUAGAGCUGGCGCCGAUUAAAGAUUUCUUCAUUAAAAAGAUGAAACAGCUGCAAGAUAAUCUGAAACAAAUGGCUAAUUUGCGCCGCGAGGCUGAAGCUGCUGGCACUAAGAGCAAAUUGUUAAAGGAUGUGAACUGCAUUUCAUGCGACGCGAAAGCAUACAUGCAGACAGAAGCAGGACCCGCGGUGCCACCGAAGCCCCUACAACCUAGUAUGUCUAUGAGGCCUUAUCUCACUUACGAACUAGAUGCAAUUCGAAAAUCUCAAUCAAGUAACGUGCCACACAGAAACAUGCAUGAUUGGGAAAAAAUAGACAAACAAAUGACAACGCCGAGAGUACAGAAAGUCAGAUCGGAAACCGACAAACAUUUAUGCAACCGUUAUUGUGGUGGGUCUCAUACUACGACGACUCCUGCGCAGCGAGUCGCACGGCUCGGACAUUUUGUCAAGCAAUGGGGACCAGAGGUAUUACCACUAACGUCUGGUUUUGCAACUGGUGAUGAUGGCAAGAUAUAUAAAGUUAGCGGUGUCGAAGACGCUUCUGUUGGCCCAGGUGGGGCAAUAAAUGCUCCUUGCACUCCAAAGCCUGUAGCCAAGAAAGAUAGACAAGCAGCAAAACCAAGCUUAACUCCAGACUGUCGCUGUCUUGGCGAUGUUCUGCCCCCAAAGAAGUAA